AGCUUGUAAUAAAAAAAUAAAAUUGUGUACAAAAAAAAUAACAGUUAUCAUCAGUGCCAAGAGUAGUACCUAUUUCAAAUAUAGUUCUUAAAUUAUGCUCAAGAACAAGCAACCCCGGCUGUGAUGUCGUCGAGAGUAGAAAAGUUCACCCAAUCCUUGGCUCUUGUGGAGAACUUCAAUAACAGUACACCAGCGUUGGCGCAAGCCAGCCACGCUAACGUGGAGAACCUCCUUGAUCUCAUAUUCGAAAUCGGUAGAAGAAGAAUUGACUUCACAGAAGAGCAGAGAAGAGACAUCUGUCGUCUGUUCCCAUACGCCAUCAGGCCCAUAAAGUUGAACAUAGAACGCACCGGGUGUGAAUACAGAACCAGCCUUGGAGCAUCAGUUCUCAGGAAGAGGUCCGCCAUUCAGUUCUUGAUUGACGACUACGGAGAUCUUGCAGUUGGAGAAGGUUGGACGACGCUGAAUGAAGAGCUAGCCAGCCAAAACAUAUGGGAAACUGUUUCUAUUCUGGACAAGAUCAUUGACAACUGGCGAGACAUAUCCGACUCCGACGACGCGGAACCAAAUCGUAUGAUUGCUGGAAUACCAUCUUCUCAUACUUGGUGGUAUUAAUGAUGAUCUUGAUCAAUCCUCCACAUAUUUCACGCGGAAAAUUUUAUCUAGCUACACGAACUCCUAAGGCCAUUGAAUCCUAACAUACCUCGUAGUUUGCCGAAAAGAAAGAAGAACGGAAGACGAAAAAGGAAAAAAUAUCUUUCGUAACAUAAGCUCCUUCGCUAGACAUACGUUGAUUUCUGCUCUUUCUAUCAAAGCUCGUGCCAAAACUCCAACAGAGUUCCAAGAUACCGAGAAGAAGGAUUAUUAUAAAAAACAGCCAAAAUGUUUAAUGACAUUGUCAAUUCAAUACCCAUAGUUGGACACGUGAAUAGUGUUCGCCAUUAUGUUUGUGGGAAUAAAGCAGAAGCGAAAAGAUCGUUUUAUGAAGCUAGUAGGUCAUCUGCUGUGAUUGCGGGCGGUGCAGCGGGGGCGAUACUGGGCCCCGGUGGCAUCGCCGCGGGGGCAGCGGCCGGGGGUGCUUUAGUAGACGCAGGAACCAGUCUCAUCACAGAUGAGCCAGUAGGCGUUGUAGCAGAUAUCAACGACAUUUGCACAGACAUCUCAAACGGAAAGACUCCUAUUGAGUCGUCAAUUCGAUGUGGACUGACCAUCGGCGCAGACAUUAUCGGUGGAAAUACUGGACGAGGCCUUGGAAAAUAUGGCUCUAAAUGUGCAAAGACAUAUUUCAACGGAGUUAAGACCGUUGUCGGUACUAGAUACAUCUACGGAACUGGAAGGAGUUGUUUUGCAGAGCGCGAAAGACAAAAAAGACUUCGAGGCCGUCAAAGCGAGUCUUCCUCAUCGGAAGACGAGGAUCCAGACAGUCAAAGCGAGUCUUCCUCAUCGGAAGACGAGAGUCCGAGAGAUCAGGAAUCCAGUACAAAUCGUUCAAGAAAAGGUGGAACAUCUAGGGAUGCCUCCGAUUCCUCAAAUAAUAGAAGUAGCUGUCAAUGUGACAGAUGCCAAAACAAAUCUGGAUCAGGCGAGCCCGAUUUUGGUGGUGCCGGCGGUCAACCACCGAACGACAACAAUGACAAGGAAAAAAAAGACGAACCAAAAUCUCUUAGUGACUGGGAGGUUAUCUUGGAAUUACUCUGGGACUGCAAUCUAGAGGACAGAGCUAUAAAUGGUAAAACCAUUUUCAAAAACAUGAACAAGUGGCAGAGAAAGGAGGUGAAAAACUUAAUUCGGAACAUUAAACUGAAUUAUCCGCGGGGCUUUGGAAAUAUAAUAAUAAUAACAGAAGCUUUACUACGGCAUGUCGAUGACGAUCUGGUGACAAGUCAUAACUUCGUUAACAUGGCUAAAUUUGUUUUAGCCUAUCUUUGCGACGUGCUAACUGAAAUACACGAAGCCAACAGAGACUGCAAUGAAGAUUACGAAACGAGUCGUGAUAGAAUUGCCGAUGAAAUUACAGAUACAAAUUCCUACGUGAUCCAUAACCUAUUUAUUGUUUUUGAAACUCUAUGGCAAGAGAUAGAGUAUCUAAUGACGGCGACAGAUCCUCAAUUCACGAAUAUAAUCGCCGCGAUUUACCAUUAUUACAAACACAAAUUUAUCAAAUCCAAGAACAUAUUUCUUACACCGGAUGAAUAUUUCCAACUUGCGGUCCAGGCUCUACCUAGAUUAUGGUCACUAUAUUUUCAGCUGUUAAUUGAGGAUGAUGUGCAAGAAAUCGUCUACGAGAGGUACGACGCUAAAGUUGGUAGACGGCUCAAGAUUGUGGUAAAAAAACAAUACAAUGGAUGGACUUUGUCAUCGGUUUAUUACGAAGAUGACAUUUACGACGAUGAUGAAGACGGAGAUGAAUGGAUUAAUGGCAUGAAGAUUCCGCGUGAUAUAUUUAUACUAGAUUCAUGCUUUUAAAAAAACAAGUUCAGGCAAUGGUGCUCAGCAAUACAGCCUAGCGACCAAAGAGAAAAUAAUUGAAUCGGCUGAAUUUUGAUUGGAAAAAACGGUAAACAAAACGACGAUCUAUCAAAUCGAUCCACCAAUUUAUCAAAUUUGCCCUAUUAAAUCUUAAAUUAAAAGUAGCGUUAUCUGCGCUAUGUGUUUAAAUAUGAUAGUUGAGUAUUAAAAAAUUAAAUUACCUUUUGACGUUUAGAAGUGCCUAUAUCAUUCUGUUUAAAUACUUUCGAAAAAAACAUUUCUUCAAGCAACCAAAAAAAUAAUUCACGAACCUAAAUCGUUCGUUUUGCAUAACGAAAACUAAGUUCACAUUGUUUAUCAGAGAUUCUAUUGUCAAAAGUUUCACUCUUUUUUCUACCGUUCGUAGAACGGGUUUCGUUCGGGUCGCUAGUUUCUUUAAAAAUUCUAUCGGUUAAAGCCUAUUUAGCUGUAUGUAGUACAUUUCAUAUUUGAAUCACAUUACUGCAUGCAGGGCAUUGUGUACAAAAACAGUGAAAACACCCUGCUCACACACAACUGCGAAAUGUAGCUUAGGUCACAAACUUUUUCAAUUUUCCCCAUUUUAUGGUACAUGUUCAUUUUAGAAGAGGAGAAACAAACCAAAAUGGAAUCUUUUUUGGUGCUUCAAUAUCAUUUGUGUACCUACACGGUUCCUGUGUAUACGUUCUUAAUUUUGUGAUUUGAAUAUGAACAUUAGAUUUAACUAGAUUAUAGGAAAAGGUGAGAAAUUGACUGAAGAAAAGGGCGGGAAACUUCGUGCAUGGCGGACGACGCGGCUUUUUCAGUUUUUUUUUAGAUAUAUUGUGAAUUCGUUUUUGGGAAGAUUGGUGUUGUUUGUAUUGUGCAUGUUGUAUUGUUAGUGCAAACUGCGAUGUGUACGGUAUUGACAGCACCGGUCCUUUUCGGGGCGAGUUUGCGGUAAGUUUGCGGAGGGGUUUGGGGGGGGGGGGGCAGUG
This is a messenger RNA of Pararge aegeria (speckled wood butterfly), 3464 nucleotides long. RefSeq lists its product as uncharacterized. The record is from RefSeq and is a predicted model, not a curated record. The coding region runs from base 883 to 2466 and encodes 527 amino acids. The transcript has 4 exons. Lineage: Eukaryota; Metazoa; Arthropoda; Insecta; Lepidoptera; Nymphalidae.